AUGCGCUAUAUCGCCGAAAAUACGACCAUCCCGAUUCCGCACGUUCACGAGACCCAGAUCCAUGAUGGUGGCGUUGAGUCUAUAUUAAUGGACUAUAUCGAAGGCCAGACGCUGCAAGAUGCAUGGUCCAGCAUGAUCCCUUCACAAAGGAUGUCCGUUGCGCAGGAACUGCAUGGAUAUAUACAGCAACUACGAGGACUAAAGCAUGAACAUCUGGAAAGCCAUAAGAAUAUAUAUACACGGCGCCCAAUCUACCAGGACGAGUACCUAUUUUCGAGAAUGACAACCUCCGUCCCGGAUCUCGUGCGAAGCGAUACGGCCACUAAACGGCGGGAGGGUAAUAUGGUCUUCACGCACGGUGAUCUGGCACCGAGAAACAUCCUGGUUGAUGACCAUGGUCAUGUCACUGCAGUAUUGGAUUGGGAGCUUGCAGGAUGGUACCCUGAAUGGUAUGAAACUGUUAGAGCGUAUAAUUUUUGCAACGACAUCCCUGGCUGGACUGCCUAUUUAUCAGCUAUUUUCCCGCCGGAUCAUGAAACGGAGUAUAUGGCUGUGGCAUUUGCUAGACAUAUGAGACGAUGA
Messenger RNA from Penicillium concentricum, 582 nucleotides. RefSeq names its product aminoglycoside phosphotransferase family protein. The transcript has a single exon. Bases 1 to 582 code for a protein of 193 amino acids. Gene Ontology annotation, molecular function: protein kinase activity. NCBI's taxonomy places the organism in Eukaryota, Fungi, Ascomycota, Eurotiomycetes, Eurotiales, Aspergillaceae. The record is from RefSeq and is a predicted model, not a curated record. Gene Ontology annotation, biological process: protein phosphorylation.